AUGAAGAAGCAAGGGUGUGAGAUUGAAGCAGUAGGCAUUACCUACAAAAUAUACAGUCAUAACAAUGAGAACUCAUUUAGCAUCUUCAAGAAACAGAAUGGUGAACAUGGUAAUCAAACAUCAUCUUCAUCAUCUUCUUCUUCUUCUUCUGGUAUGAGAACAGUACUAAAUCAGGUGAAUUGCAGAGCAAAACCAUGGGAAAUCCUCGCUAUCGUGGGGCCAAGUGGUGCCGGGAAAUCAUCCUUGCUUGAAAUACUAGCAGGCAAGCUCACCCCACAAGCUGGAUCAAUCUUCAUUAACAGCAAUGCUAUUGAAAAGGCUACCUUUAACAAAAUUUCAGGCUUUGUUACUCAAAAGGACAUGCUUUUCCCACUACUUACAGUAGAAGAAACACUCAUGUUUAGUGCCAAAUUAAAGCUCAAACUCCCACCUUCUGAAUUAAGCUCCAGAGUGAAGUCACUAAUGCAAGAGUUGGGAAUAGAUCAUGUGGCUAAAACUCGGGUGGGAAAUGAUGGUAUACGUGGAGUUUCCGGAGGAGAGCGAAGGAGAGUCUCCAUUGGUGUUGAUGUGAUCCAUGACCCUAAGGUGCUAAUCCUGGAUGAGCCAACAUCAGGGCUAGACAGUACCUCGGCAUUGCAAAUCAUUGACAUGCUGAAAAAUAUGGCAGAAAGAAGGGGGAGAACCAUCAUUUUAAGCAUUCAUCAACCUGGGUUUCGGAUUGUGAAGCUGUUUAAUUCCAUCGUUCUAUUAGCAAAUGGCACAAUUCUACACCAUGGCACAGUUGAUCGGCUAGGGUCCAAACUCUGCCAGAUGGGUCUCGAGCUCCCUCCUCAUUGCAAUAUUGUAGAAUUCGCGAUUGAUUACCUGGAAACAAUCCAACAACAACAAGAGGAAGAAAAAUCAGCUUCAUCAUUGCAACAAGCAGCUCCUGCAGCUACCACACAGCAGAGGAGAAAGACUCUACAACAACUAUUUCAGCAAUCUAAGGUCAUGGAUGAAGAGAGUGCAUAUAUGGGAAUUGAGCUUGAAACCCACAGUUUUUCCAACUCAAGGUUGAGAGAAAUAAUAAUUCUUAGUCACAGAUUUUCUAAGCUUGUUUUCAGAACAAAAGAGCUUUUUGCCUGCAGGACCCUGCAAAUGCUGGUUUCAGGGCUGGUAUUAGGUUCCAUAUUCUAUGAUCUUAAGCAUAAUUUAGAAGGGGCAUUUGAGAGGGUGGGAUUAUUUGCAUUUAUCUUAACUUUUUUGUUAUCCUGCACCACAGAAGCACUGCCAAUUUUCCUAGAAGAGAGAGAAAUACUAAUGAAGGAGACCUCCUCAGGGAGCUACCGAGUCUCAUCUUAUGUCAUUGCAAACGCCAUAGUUUACCUCCCGUUUUUGCUCAUCCUCGCCAUCUUGUUCACAGUUCCAGUGUAUUGGUUGGUGGGGCUAAGGCAGGAGUUUACGGCGUUCUCACACUUCUUGCUGCUCAUAUGGUUGAUACUCUACACUGCUAAUUCUGUUGUGGUGUGUUUCAGUGCACUGGUGCCAAAUUUUAUAGUUGGAAACUCGGUGAUUUCUGGAGUGAUGGGAUCAUUUUUUCUGUUCUCGGGCUACUUUAUAUCAAAGAAGGAGAUCCCGAGAUAUUGGAUUGGGAUGCAUUAUUUAUCCUUGUUUAAGUACCCUUAUGAAGGGUUCCUGAUCAACGAGUUUUCAGGGUCAAAUGAGUGUUUAAAGAGCAUGUUUGGGAUGUGUGCGAUGACUGGAAAGGAUGUGCUAAAAGAAGAAGGCUUUAGAGAGGAGAAUAGGUGGAUGAAUGUGUUAAUUACUGUGUGCUUCAUAUUGCUGUACAGGUUCAUAUCUUAUGUCAUUCUCAGAUGUAGGUGCUCCAAAAGGAGUUUCAAGGGUGCUCUUAUUUGAUCAAGGUUUGCAGUGAGCAGUGGCGCUUUAAUAUAUAACAGAGGCCAAAAGCAAGAGCAAAUGAGGUUCAGAUAGCGUAAGACUCGUGGCCCACCUAAUCACGCAAGUAAACAGAUAUACAGCUAAAGAUUGUUGCAGUCUCUCAUAUGAAGACCCUACUUAUUGAUGAAGUGCAUUUGUUUGGUUUUUGCAAGUUGAUAAUUUUAAAAAAGCUUUUGGUGGUUUUCAUUGGUUGCUAAAUUAGCUGCUUACUUUGUUUUUCCUUACUUCUUCAUUAGGAUUUCUGUAAUUACAGUGCAAGCUUAUUUUUCUUUUGUUCUUUUUACCUGCAGCCAGUUAAGUUGCUGGCAUCAGGAACCUAUUAUCCGAAUUAUAAUCAUACUGUAAUGAUAAUAUAUUAAAAGGAAAAAAAUGGAAUACAUUUGUAUCAA
Molecule: messenger RNA, 2327 nt
Organism: Beta vulgaris subsp. vulgaris (sugar beet)
Lineage: Eukaryota; Viridiplantae; Streptophyta; Magnoliopsida; Caryophyllales; Amaranthaceae
Product: ABC transporter G family member 5
Exons: 2
Coding region: 1-1896 (631 amino acids)
Cellular component (GO): membrane
Molecular function (GO): ATP binding; ABC-type transporter activity; ATP hydrolysis activity
Source: RefSeq, a predicted model, not a curated record